Molecule: messenger RNA, 777 nt
Organism: Funneliformis caledonium
Lineage: Eukaryota; Fungi; Glomeromycota; Glomeromycetes; Glomerales; Glomeraceae
Source: the annotation of a GenBank genome assembly
AUGGUUCCUAUUCUGGCUUUAACUGCAACUUGUUCUCCUGCUGAUGCUGUAUUCGAUUUACUAGAUAACUUUGAAGGAUGUGUAAUUAUUUAUGGAGCUAUAGUUACAGAAUAUAAUAAUAUGAUGAAUGAACUUCAGAAAAAGUUUAAUCCAGAUAUUGUAGGAAUGUAUCAUGGAAAACUUACAAGUAAAGAGCAAUAUGUUAUAUCUGCAAAUUGGAAGAAUCAAAUCAUUAAAAUAAUGUCAGCAACUUCAGCUUUUGGUAUGGGUAUAAAUAUAGACAAUGUUACUUUAAUAAUCCACACAACUCUGCCAAUGUCUUAUGAUCGAUAUGUACAAGAAAUUGAUCAAGCUGAAAGAUUGAGACAACAAUCUAGGACAAUACUAUUUUAUUCACAAAGUGAUAUCUGUACACUAUUAACAAUCUUGAAUGAUUCUAUAAUUUCAGAAUGCCAUAAUUGUGAUAAUUGUAAAGAACGGAAACGGGAUAAUCCAGAUAUUUGUGUUGUAUCAACAGAAGCAUUACGGCUCAUUAGAAUCGUAAAUGCACUAUUACAACAUGCAACAAUUCAAAAUAACAACAUACAUUAUGUAACUCGUGAUAAUGUAGUGGAUGUGUUUUAUGAAAACAAAAAUAAUUCUUUAAUUGAUAAAAAAAUUAUUAAUCAAGUUAUUGACCUUCAAAGAGUCCGUCCUGAAUCAUCAGUAUUAACUCAUAGUUGUAAAAUUGUAGGAAUUUGUGAAAAUGCGGAGAAUAUUAUUUCAUCAAAGAUUUGA